Molecule: messenger RNA, 3564 nt
Organism: Moesziomyces antarcticus
Lineage: Eukaryota; Fungi; Basidiomycota; Ustilaginomycetes; Ustilaginales; Ustilaginaceae
Product: sec24-like protein
Exons: 1
Coding region: 1-3564 (1187 amino acids)
Biological process (GO): intracellular protein transport; COPII-coated vesicle cargo loading; endoplasmic reticulum to Golgi vesicle-mediated transport
Cellular component (GO): COPII vesicle coat; endoplasmic reticulum exit site
Molecular function (GO): zinc ion binding; SNARE binding
Source: RefSeq, a predicted model, not a curated record
AUGAACCCGCAGCAGCCGCCUCACCAGGCUCCGGGACAGCCGUUCCAGGCGCAGCCCGCCCCACCACGUCCAGGUGCGCCUCCUGGCGCCGCAUUUCCACCUCAACAGCAGCAGCAGUUCGGUCAGCAACGUCCUAUGCAGCAGAUGCCGCCUCAGCAGCAAGGCGCUCGUCCUCCUCCCAACCCAGCCAUGCAGCCCCGACCUCAACCCGGCAUGCCCAUGGCGCGACCACCAUCUGCAGCCUCCACGAGCAUGGCCGGUGUCCGCCCUCCAGCAGGCCGACCCUUUCCGCAACAGCCAGGCAUGUCGUCGUCUGGAGGCGCUCCUGGUGCUGGGCCGCAGAACCCGGGGCUGCAGCCCAACGCUGCCGCCAUGCAAGGCAGGCUGAGCCCUCGACCGCCCGGACAGCCUGGCAGCACGGUGGGUGUGGAAUCGCAAAUGGCUGGUCUAGAUCUGCACGGCCGCCAGCCCAGCCCCGCUCCGGGCUCAGCCGCUGACGCUGGCCCCGCCAAGACCAAGCGCAGCGCUCGAGCCUACCACACCGACGCCCAGCAAGCUCCGUCGACCGGUUGGAACGAUGCGCCCGGACAGCCCAAUCCGCCGCCGGCUCCAUGGCAGCAAGCAGCUGCUUCCAGGGUCGCACAGCAGGGCCACCACUUCAACGACGCCGAUGCCGACGCCGCACUCGACCAGAUGCCCGGUCAACGCAACGUCGUCUCUCCGGCACAGGCCGCACACAACCGCGCCAUGAUGGCACAAAAUGCAGGCCGCCCCAACAUUCCCCAAAACCAGCAGAGCAACAUCCCCGGCAUGCAGGCGGCGCUCUCCGCAGGCGGCGGCAUCGCACAACCACCCCACCAGGCCGGCCAGCGAUUCGCCGGUCCGCGCAGCAAGAUCGACCCGGACCAGAUCCCCAGCCCCGUCGAGAUGCAGGAUGCCGACCAGGACUUUUUCGACAAGGAGUGGUUCGCCACGUGCGGACGAGGCGGCAUGCCGCUCAGCACCACCAGCUUUGCCGCCGUCGACCAGGGCAACUGCUCGCCCAGGCACAUGCGACUCACCACCUACAGCAUGCCGGCCACCGACGAGCUCGCCACCACCUCGCAGCUGCCUCUCGCUGUGCUCAUGCAGCCGUUCGCCCAGCUGCGCAUCGACGAGGCGCCCAUCCCCGUCGCCACGUUCGGCGAGAGCGGGCCACCCCGAUGCAAGCGCUGCCGCGCCUACAUCAACCCCUGGUGCGUAUUCGUCGAAGGCGGGCAAAAGUGGACGUGCAAUCUUUGCGGCACUGCCACCGAGGUCGCCGCCGACUACUUUUGCAACCUCGACAUGAGCGGCCGCCGUGUCGACUUCGACCAGCGUCCCGAACUCUCCCGCGGCUCGAUCGACUUUGCCGUGCCCAAAGAGUACUGGGCUAUUCAGUCGGCGCCGCCUGCAUCCGUCCUGCUGCCCGUCGCCCCGGCCAGCACCCGUACCGAGACGGCCAAACUCGACCCCAAGUCCGACGCCAUCAAGGACUUUGAGGGGACCACGCUCGGACUCAGCGGCCAAGGUGCGCAGGCAGCCAAGACCGCCACCAAGGCCGCGAGCGAGGCCUUCAGCGGGCUCCAGAUCGGCAAGGGUCGCACCACCGUGCGUGCUCCGCGUCCGUUGACCUACUUGUUCGCCAUCGACGUGAGCUACAGCGCUGUACGCUCCGGCGCCCUCGCCAGCUCCGUCGAGGCGAUCCGCGAGACGCUCUACGGGCCCAAGACCGCUGCCGACGCCGAGGGCACCAACGGUGCACCGGAUGCGGAUGCUACCGCUGGCCCCGGCUUCGGCCUCGUAGAGGGCGCACGUGUGGCCAUCCUCACCUUUGAUCGCGCGCUUCACUUUUACAACCUCUCCGCCGAGCUGGAUCAGGCACAGAUGCUCGUCGUCGGCGACAUCGACGAGCCGUUCGUGCCCAUCAGCGACGGCCUGCUGGCAGACGCCUGGGAGUCGCGCCAUCUGAUCGAGGGCCUGCUCGACAGCCUGCCCUCCAUGUUCGCCGACAGCAUGGUCGGCGAUGCCGCGCUCGGCGCCGCUGUUCGAGGAGCACAGGCUGCGCUCUCGACCAUCGGCGGACAGGUCAACAUCUUCCUGUCGACCAUUCCGACCGUCGGCCCUGGUGCCCUCAAGCACCGCGAAGACACCAAGUUGUACGGCACCGACAAGGAGCGCAACCUGUUUGUGCCGCAGGACGGCUUCUACCGCGGCGUGGCGGAAGAGUGUGUGGAUGCGGGCAUCGGCAUCAACGUCUUCUUCUUCCCUUCGCAGUACAUCGACGUCGCGACCAUCGGCGUGCUGCCGGGCUUCACGGGCGGAGAGGUGUUCUUCCACCCGCGCUUCGACCCGGUGCGCGACGGCGUCAAGCUGCAGAGCGAGGUGCGUCGCACGGUGCUGCGCGAGACGGCGUACAACGUGACGAUGCGUCUGCGCUGCUCCAACGGGCUGCGCGUCGCCGACCAUUUCGGCAACUUUUUCCAGCGCAACGUCACGGAUCUCGAGGUGGGCACCAUGGACGCAGACAAGUGCGUGGCGGCUCUGGUCAAGCACGAUGGCAAGCUGGACGAGAAGCACGAGGCACACUUCCAGUGCGCCGUGCUGUACACGACGGCCGAAGGAGAGAGGCGGGUGCGAUGCCACAACAUCGCCGUUCCCGUGACGUCGCUGCUGGGCAACGUCUUCCGCUACGCCGACAUGGACAGCACGGUGGCGUACUAUGCCAAGGAGGUGGUGUCGCUGGCGCAUGCCAAGCCGCUCAAGGAGGUGCGCCACUACCUGACAGACAAGUGCGUCAAGAUUCUGCUGGCGUAUCGCCGCAACUGUGCGUCGUCGACGAGUCCGGGCCAGCUGAUCCUCCCGGAGAGCUUCAAGCUCUUCCCGCUAUAUGCGCUCGCGAUCAACAAGACCAAGUGCAUCAAGGGCGGCAACGUCACGUCAGACGUGCGCGCGUUCUACAUGCGCUUCUUCCGUGCCCAGGGCGUGUCGGCGAUCAUGUCGAUGCUGUAUCCACGCAUGAUUGCGCUGCACACCAUGUCCGAUGCCGACGGCUCGCCGAUCAAGAUCCAGCAGCCGGACGGAAGCAGCGUGGACGGCACGCGCAUCAAGACGCCCGCGCUCAUGCGACCGUCGUACCUGCGCAUGGAGGGCCACGGUGCCUACCUGCUCGAGAACGGCGAGAUGUGCAUCGUGUGGCUGGGCGCCAACGUCAACCCGCGUCUGCUGGAGGAUCUGUACGGCGUCAACUCGCUCGAGGAGGUCGAUGCGCGCAUGACGCGGCUGCCCAAGCUGCCGACCAAGCUGUCCAAGCAGGUGCGCGCCAUCGUGCAGUCGUUUGCGCAGCAGAGGAACAAGCCGGAGCUGCCCGUGCUCAUCGCGCGCCAGAACCGCGACGGCACCGAGGUGGAGCUCGCCAACAGCUUGGUCGAGGACCAGAACAACGACGCCAUGAGCUACGUCGACUACCUCUGCCACGUGCACAGGAUCAUCAGCUCCGACAUGACCUCGGGCAAGGAGGAGUCGUCGUCUUGGUUCUCGUCGUAG